UUUUUUUUUUUCUAAUAACAAAAAAAUAAACCCCCCCUCUUUUGUGUAUAAUAUAAAUAUGACAUUGAAAACUCAACAUACUAGAAAGAAUCAUCGAGUCUACAGAUCACCUUCAAAGAAUGAUCCAGAUAAUGUCAGUUCUUAUGCAAAAAGGUCAUCUAAUGUUAUAGUGAAUAAAGAAAAAGAAAAUUCAAAAGUAGAAGAUGAUUCUACUGGGACGAUGAUGAUGAUAGAUGCUGAAGAUAAAGAAGCAAGUACUAUAUUAAUGGCUUUAGCAGAACAUGCACAUAGACUUCGAAACAGUUACAAUUAUCAUCAGUCAGAUGCUAUCAAUGAUAAUCAUAAAGAGAAUUUAAAGAGAAAAGAUCAUUCAAUGUCUAUUAAAACUCUAUUAGAUAAUGGAACCACUAGUCAAUAUAAAGCACAUUGUAGUAGUUUACUUUCAUUAACAGGUGGUAUAUCGAAAAUAUCUUAUUUUGAAUCAAAAAGAAAAGGAUAUCAGAUUUGUCUUACACAAAGAAACUCAUCAAAUAAGCCGAUUUAUCGUAAUAUAAAAAAUGAAGAUAACAAAAAAUCCAUAUUUCAAUAUCCAGCAACAAUAAAUACAUUAAUCACGGAUUAUAGUGUAUUACAGCCAAAAAGGAAUACAAUGCAUAUUCGUAUUAGUUACCAUAUUCAUGCUCAUAAAUGCUCAUUAUUGUUAUCACAUUCAACUGCUCCACCAUAUAAUUAUAGUCAAUAUGAAGCAUCAGAGACAAAACAGCAUCCCUAUCCUAGUGCAUUUCGAUUAAUUCAUGCACCUUAUGAUAAUACGAAUGAUAAACCAUCAAUGGAAUAAUAAUAAGAAUAAUCAAAAGGCCAACAAGAGGCUUUGAAAUGAAUUUUAUAUAUGCUUAUUUAGGUUUAUUAAUGUACGCUAUACGUAAUGUUUUAAAAUAAAGCAAGGAUAUUAUUUAUCUGACAUGUGUAUAAAAGAAGUACAU
Messenger RNA from Cokeromyces recurvatus, 983 nucleotides. RefSeq lists its product as uncharacterized. The record is from RefSeq and is a predicted model, not a curated record. NCBI's taxonomy places the organism in Eukaryota, Fungi, Mucoromycota, Mucoromycetes, Mucorales, Mucoraceae. The coding region runs from base 59 to 838 and encodes 259 amino acids. The transcript is spliced from 6 exons.